UCUCUGGGCAUUUUGGGGAGCUGCUUCGAAAAAAGGUUUUUGCUGCUGAGCAGCUGCUGCAGCUGCUGCUGCUGCCGCCCGUUCAGCAGCAGCACGAACUCUAUUAUCCCCAGCCGCUCCUCCAGGGCCCCCCCCGCGUCUCGCCGCAGAAACCCCAGCCCCGUCAGCGAGGGCAGCAGCGACUGCAGCAGCAGCAGCAGCAGCAGCAGCAGCAGCAGCAGCAGCGGGGGGGGAUGGGGGGGAGGCGCGGGGGGGGGGCCGCAGCAGCAGCAGCAGCAGCGACAGCGGGUGAAUACGAACGAGGACAAGAAACAGCAGCAGCAGCAGCAGCAGCGGAAUAGGGAUGAAGACGAGAGGCAGCAGCAGCAGGACAAGAAGCAGCAGGACAAGAAGCAGCAGGAGAAUGAACAGCAGCAGCAGCAGCAGCAGCAGGAUAAAAGGGGAAAGACACAAUUGGAUUUAAAAGUGAAAACGAAACGAAAAGACGCAGGAAGUGGAAAGUGGAGAAAGAAAUGGAGGAAAUGA
Messenger RNA from Eimeria tenella, 525 nucleotides. RefSeq lists its product as uncharacterized. The record is from RefSeq and is a predicted model, not a curated record. Lineage: Eukaryota; Apicomplexa; Conoidasida; Eucoccidiorida; Eimeriidae. The transcript has a single exon. The annotation marks the transcript as partial.